This is a messenger RNA of Aureobasidium subglaciale EXF-2481, 1323 nucleotides long. RefSeq lists its product as uncharacterized. Gene Ontology annotation, molecular function: metal ion binding. The record is from RefSeq and is a predicted model, not a curated record. The coding region runs from base 1 to 1323 and encodes 440 amino acids. Lineage: Eukaryota; Fungi; Ascomycota; Dothideomycetes; Dothideales; Saccotheciaceae. The transcript is spliced from 2 exons.
AUGCCAGGCCUGCACAUGUCGACCUAUGCUACACCAGGCCCGUUGGCUUGGUCUGCCCCACGGUACCCAGCAGUAGUGACUCCACAGCAGAUGAUGGCUCCAGGUUUCAAGUUCUUCAUCGAGCGAGACAACGGCUCUUUGAUUCCUCUUCUGCCUGUUGAUGAGCUUCCAGACGAAGUUCGCUUGGUCGGAGUGCCUCUGAGUCUGACUGAUUCGCAAGCACGAGCACAAGGCAUGGUAUACCUUGGGCAUCAACCAUCUACCAGAGACAAGUUCAUCUUUGCCGGAACCAUCAAGGACUCCGUGGCACCUAGCUCAAUUACGAUGAAGUAUACGCCUCAGCUGGAUACGGCUCUUUACAACACCAACGUACCUCAGCAGGUCCAUGUGCAGCCUGUCACUAUACCUACUCCUGUAUCGGUUCAGUCUUCCAGGCCACCCAUUCCACCCAAGUCGAAGCCUCUCUACAACGAACGCCCACUUCCUCCUUCUGGUAUUGAGCCUGAUCAGAGAAAGAAGGUCUACUGUACCUACUGGAUCCAGAACCAAGGACAGUGUGCUUAUAUGCAGCAAGGUUGUAUGUACAGACAUGAGAUGCCCGAAGAUAAGAAGACACUCAACUCUAUUGGCUUGAAGUCGGUUCCUCUUUGGUGGCGUCAACAGCAAGCACGCAACAAGAAGCAGAAGGCCGUCCGCGUGCCACCCUCGCACUCUACCGAUGCUCAGCUCGUCAGACAGGCUGUACAGGACUCUCGUUCGAAUCCUGUCUUACAGAAGACUCUCGUGGUUUCGGAUGCGCCUACCGACCUCGCUCCUGUGUCUACCUCGCCCAUAGACUCAUCUUCUCCUGGUGGUGUCAGGUUGGGUGCGGCCAAGACACCAGUGCGUGGUCCCUCGUCUCUCCCUUUCCGAAAGCAGACUCUAGAAUCGCCCAUCGAAGAGAAUCUCAUCGAAUUUGACGUCCUUCUUCCAUCGUCAUCUUCGGACAACUCUUUACUGUCUCAACUGGAUGUCGAAGCACUUACUAGCCAGCGAUCGAAGGCAGAAGCGAUGAGUAGACGCUCGAAGGUCGUUAUCAACGACAGUUUGCUUUUAUCCUCGGGCGGUAGUACCGUCAAUCGUCAGAUAAAUAGUGGUCGCCAUCGACGUGACUCUGCGGAUAGGGAGGCAGGUAUUGUGACGCCUCCUGGACAGUGCAACAACGCGGUGAACGGAAGGUCUGAGAAGGGCAGAGAGAGAGUGGGACAUCGCAAUGGCGUGUCGAGGAGAGGCAGAGUCAAGAUUGCGCCGAUCACAGAGGGUUACCGCCAAGGCCACAGAUGA